Molecule: messenger RNA, 11926 nt
Organism: Triplophysa rosa
Lineage: Eukaryota; Metazoa; Chordata; Actinopteri; Cypriniformes; Nemacheilidae
Gene: vdra
Product: vitamin D receptor a
Exons: 11
Coding region: 249-1514 (421 amino acids)
Biological process (GO): negative regulation of transcription by RNA polymerase II; positive regulation of transcription by RNA polymerase II; cell differentiation
Cellular component (GO): nucleus
Molecular function (GO): nuclear receptor activity; vitamin D response element binding; zinc ion binding
Source: RefSeq, a predicted model, not a curated record
UGAACGCCUGAGGGAGAGCAGCUCCGCCCAUGGUGUUCCUUCCCUGAAUGGGCCCCUCUGACGGGAUUUAGGGCCCCCGCCCCACUGUAAGCAGCUCUCUCUCCACCCCGGGGUUGACCGCCUGCCAGCGGACGCUUUCUUUUUCUAGCCGAUGCUAAAAGCAAGGUCUAAAGUUCAGAGUCGGAUGUGCAGAUUUGGGUCGAGUCUUUGUUUCUCUGCACCUUCUCCUCCCAUGGACAGCGUUUGUGAUGGAUCCCAUGUCCGUGAGCACGUCAGCAGCCGGUCAGGAGGAGUUCGACCGCAAUGCGCCGCGGAUCUGUGGCGUGUGUGGAGACAAAGCGACGGGAUUCCACUUCAACGCCAUGACCUGCGAGGGCUGUAAGGGCUUCUUCAGGCGCAGUAUGAAGCGCAAGGCGAGUUUCACCUGCCCGUUCAGUGGAAACUGCACCAUCACCAAAGACAACCGGCGUCACUGUCAGGCCUGUCGUCUGAAACGCUGCGUGGACAUCGGCAUGAUGAAGGAAUUCAUUCUGACAGAUGAGGAGGUGCAGAGGAAGAAAGAUGUGAUCCAGAAGAGGAAGGAGGAGGAUGCGGCGCGGGAGGCACGGAGGCCUCGUCUGAACGAUGAGCAGACACAGAUCAUCAACACGCUGGUGGAGGCCCAUCACAAGACAUAUGAUGAGUCCUACUCCGACUUCUCGCGCUUCAGGCCUCCGGUCAGAGAGGGUCCCGUCACCCGCAGUGCCAGUCGGGCCGCGUCUCUUCACUCGCUGUCUGACGCCUCAUCGGAUUCAUUCAACCAUUCACCAGAGUCUGUCGACGCAAAGCUGAACUUCAGCAGUCUUCUGAUGAUGUAUCAGGAUAACGGUGCCAAUCCAGACUCUGGUGAGGACGAUCCCUCUGGUCUGUCCAUGCUGCCACAUCUCGCUGAUCUGGUGAGCUACAGCAUUCAGAAAGUCAUCGGAUUCGCCAAGAUGAUCCCCGGAUUCAGGGACCUGACGGCAGAAGAUCAGAUCGCUCUCCUGAAGUCCAGCGCUAUCGAGAUCAUCAUGUUGAGAUCCAAUCAGUCCUUCAGUCUGGAGGACAUGAGCUGGAGCUGUGGAGGACCAGACUUCAAAUACUGCCUCAAUGAUGUCACCAAGGCGGGUCACACUGUGGAGCUGUUGGAGCCGCUGGUGAAGUUUCAAGUGGGUCUGAAGAAACUGAAUCUUCAUGAAGAGGAACAUGUGCUGCUCAUGGCCAUCUGCCUGCUGUCACCAGAUCGUCCGGGCAUUCAGGACCACGCACGCAUUGAAAGUCUUCAGGACCGGCUGUGUGACGUGCUGCAGGCGUACAUACGGAUCAAUCACCCCGGCGGCCGUCUCGUGUACGCUAAGAUGAUCCAGAAGCUGGCGGACCUGCGGAGUCUGAACGAGGAGCACACCAAGCAGUACCGCCUGCUGUCCUUCCAGCCCGAGCACAGCAUGCAGCUCACGCCGCUGGUGCUGGAGGUGUUCGGCAGCGAGGUGUCCUAGCCUCCUCGCGCGAGCCCCCAGAAGAUUCCGGAGCCCACCGCACACACGCUCUCUUUAACACUGCGGGGGGCUGAAGGGACGUGCGGCUGGUGCACACUUCUGGAUUCCUGUCUAAGCUAAAGGGAAUUUAGAAAGGAAUGUAUUAAUAAUACAGCUAUAUAUAUAUAUGAAUACAGUAACUAAUAUUUAUAUUUAAGAGAGAGUUGAAUGAAACGGGCAGGUGAUCCUCUGUUGUAAUAGGAUUAGCGGGCUCUUCUACAGUAGUUUAGAUGAGCGUGUGCGUCAGGGGUUGACCAAUUCGCCAUUUCUUCAAAAAAUGACCAUGGUUUUACUAUAGUUGAUGUGUAGUAAACAUGUUUUUUCUCUUAGUGGAUUGAUUUUCAUUUUUUAUAUCAUGGUUUAACUCUGUAUGUGGUUACCAUGCUUUAACUGCAGUAACCAUGUUUGGUUUUGUUUGUAGUAAAAUCGUGGUCAGUUUUCACAAGGAAUGAUUGAUAUAAUGACGAUUUGAUCAUGAUAGCAUACGAGAUGCGUAUCUCAAAUGAUAAGAGAUCUUAAUUUUCCACUCAGUUCACUAAAGGGAUUUAUCAAAUGUACUGACACAUACACUACCCGUCAAAGUUUUUGGACUUCUUGAUGCUUAAAAAGAGUCGGCAGGUGUUCAGAACUUCUUUAGUACUGUUUAACAGCGUGUCAGAUCCGACUCAAAGAACUCUGGUCUGUAGAUAAACAACUGUAAAGAAGCUGUUUCCAUUCGGCUCAUGAUCACAUCAUUCUUAUCUAACACUUGCGUUGGUGCAGGUGUAUUUGUCCAAACGGUAGUGUAUGUGAAUAUAAAGGGACAUAAUCAAUGUCAGGCCUUUCAUAACACUUCAGUUAAUCCAGCGGCAGGGUCGUGUUUAUGAACAACCCUGUAUUGGUCUGUCACUGAUGUGCACGCUUGCGUUUCGUGAGUAAAUGUGUGCAUAAGAGACACGCACAUUCGGACGAGAGCAGAGCGCCUGACCUGUAAGACUGAUGUUUGUAUAGAUCGGAUCAUAAAUGACCACAAGAGAGCAAACCCCCCUGAGAUUUACUCAUCAUAACAAAGCCACAUGGCUGCUUCAGUCCCACGUCAACGUUUAGUUCUGGACUGAUAACCCGGUCUAAAACUAAACCUUCCACCCGCGCUUCAUAUCAGUCCGGUUUCAACACGAAUCUGCCACAGAAACACCGAAAUGUGUUGAACGUUGUUGAGCUGUUAGCGCACAACUUUGAUCAAGUUCAUCAGAGAUCAAACACAAAUGAAGCACGGAUUAUAAACCACACGUAAGAAUAAUGUUUGUUGCGCAUAACCUAAAUGAAUCUGUGUUCGUCAGCAGGUUCUCCGCUGCUCUCUUGUGGCCAUGAGCUGUAAAUACCACUGACUCGUAUCGUCUCUACAUAUGUCUCAUGAACAGAAUAGGCUUCACGCUAAGACAAAUAAUCAGCUAAAAAGAAGCUUGGGCGAAAUAAGCAAGUAUGACGUUUUCCUUCAGAAGACGCAGGCUUUUAUGACUGUAUCUAUCUUUAAUGCUUUAGGUGCAAAUAUCACGUUGAUUUGUAUUGUUCUAAUGACUCUCGCGGCUUACGGUUUGUACGGAUUUGGACACAUAAACUGGACUUUUUUCUUUUUUUGCAAAGACAUCUCAACCAGUCUGCUGCUUCUGCCGUGAGAAACCGAGCUAAACCGGUGCUUUCAUCACUACAAACGCUGCCUCAGACCAGCCAACCACACGCACCUACACCAGACGGACCGCGCACAGGACCCGUCCCAGCUUUAACAUGCCCUCCGCCGUCACGGCUGAACGUUCCCAGAGAAACCCGUAUUUGAUUGUAGCGAACGGACGUUUGCGAUGGACUGGAUGUUGAUCUACUGGACAAACGCUGGAUGGAUUGGCUUGCAAGUAUCAUGUAUAUACCAGCUCCGAUAAGCUUCUGUUGGAUUCUGAUGGUUUGAAAGCUCAAGAUGUUUCUACUGUCAGAAGAUAAUCCCAUACUGGCUCAGUUGUUUUUAGUCUGUCGGGUGGGAAACAUGUGCCUGUCCCUACAAACGCCCCUUUAGGUCCCCGGACUGGAGCGCGGCCGGAUCACUGGACGAGAAUAUCACGAAACCCAGACGUCCGGGACGCCUCCGCCUGAAUGACACGGUUGGGCUCUUCUUCGGUCCGUCAGUAUUUUAUUCAGGUUGUUUUAGAUGUACAGGUGAACUCUUCUGGACGCUUUACGCACUUUGGAUCGGUUGAAUUAACCGCUUUGGUCAGCCGGAAGCUCGUGCAUCACAGAACUCACAGAUACUGCCGAGAGGAAUCACAUCAACUUCAUCCACUCGUUCAGACGGUUUAUUUACUCCUCUGUGCCAUUUCUGUUGGCUUGUGUGUUGGAUGUUAUUGGCAGCAGAACAAAGCUUAGGCUUCAGGGAUGUCAGGCUUGGUUCUGCUGCGUCACGGCUAGACUGAAGAAAUCCCGUCGUCUCAAAUGCCUCAUGUACACACCUGCUGGUUUUUCCGCACAAAAGCGUCUCUCGCAUCUUAAAAUGAGCAAAUUUGACUUGUAACGUUACAUUUGGCGGCCGCUGUGAUCCACAGAGAAUCAGACGCUCUCGCUACUGAGCUACAGGAAACUUUCCAGAAGUCUAGAAGUUGGGCGGGUGGAUUUCUUGAGUCUAGCUGAGGUGCGGGUGACUUGUUGACUGUCUGCUGAUUGCUUAAGGAAAACACAAACCACCAGGUGCCGUUGUUAACCAAACUGAACUACCUCUCUCAUACACCAAUGUAAGCAUUACUCCAUUUCGUGUUUGUUUGUUACAAAUUUCUUUUAUUUUUGAAAGAAACACUCAAUCCUUAUUUAUUCCUUGCCGAUUCAAAUGCUGGACUGUUUACCUCAGAUAUCUCCGUUUAAGCCUUCGGUUAAGACAGCGCCGCAAACCACAAUAUCCCCAACGUCACUCUCGUGCCAACAACACUCCUGGUGUCUCCAAAGAUGAACAUUCUGUCAUCUCUCAUUCAUCCUCCUGUCAUUUAAACCCGCGUGAGUUUCUUUCAUCUUCAGAACACAAAAGAUGUUGGUAACCAAGCAACAUUGAACGCCACUGACGUCCACGAGACCACCGAGACAUUUCUUGAAACAUCUUCUUUUGUGUUCCACUGAAGAAAGUCUCACAGACAGGUUUACAACCACGUGAGGAGAAUAAAUGAUGACAGACGUUUGAAUGCAGUUUUUGGAGAGAAUGUCUCGUCAGGUUUUGGUGGUGUCAGAACGGGUGACGAUGGGAGAUGUUUCUGCUAGCAUGAGCGCUAGUCUUUGUCAGUAUUCAUUCUUUCAUAUUCAGAAGCAUUGACAGCUAAACUGGCUAAUCCCAAAGUAUACAUAAUAAGCUAUAUCUAUAAGGUACAUUUAUAAGUGUUUUACACUCACAUGUAUGACGCUUUUCAUGUGUAUGUUCAUUCUUACUGCUAUUACAUGUUUCAGUUCAUGACAUACAGUCUGCUCUCCUUCUACUGUCUCUCUCUGAAUCAUAUCCGGACGUCAUUUGUUGUUUUGUACGGUCAGACGCACGUCUCUUUUAGAAAGGUCUGUCUGAUGAAUCUGAUCAUAAGGUGAGUUUAGUUAAGUUGUAGAGUAGAGGGCAUCAUCUGUAAACACCAGUGUUGGGUAAAUUACUCUCAAAAAGUCAUUAAUUACUAGUUGCUAAUGACAUAUUCAAUAGUGUAAUUAGAUUACUGUACAAAUUACUCUCUCCAAAAAGUAUUUAAUUACUUAUUAAUAAUGACUUUCUAUAUCCUACAUCAACCUUGAUUAGAAUUGAUUCAAAGAUAGACAUGAAACGGCUUGAAGAAAUUUAUUCAAAUAAAUAACUACAUAAAUUAUUCUUAUUAACUGACUAAAGUAUACAAAUGUGAGAAAGAUACAUUAAAGCAUUCAUUUUAAAGUUAGACUUUGAAUUUUUAUGUCAUUUCCACUAUUGAAUAUAUUACACAGUAUAUAGUUCAAUUACAUCAGAAGUAACUGUCAUUUUAUUACAGACAAAACAAGAGUAAUCCCUUACUUUACUUUUUCAAGGGAGCGUAAUUAAAUUACAGACAAAACAAGAGUAAUCCCUUACUUUACCUUUUCAAGGGAAAGUAAUUAAAUUACAGACAAAAUAAGAGUAAUCCCUUACUUUACUUUUUCAAGGGAGCGUAUUUAAAUUACAGACAAAAUAAGAGUAAUCCCUUACUUUGCCUUUUCAAGGGAUCGUAUUUAAAUUACAGACAAAAUAAGAGUAAUCCCUUACUUUGCCUUUUCAAGGGAAAGUAAUUAAAUUAUAGACAAAAUAAGAGUAAUCCCUUACUUUGCCUUUUCAAGGGAAAGUAAUUAAAUUACAGACAAAAUAAGAGUAAUCCCUUACUUUGCCUUUUCAAGGGAGCGUAUUUAAAUUACAGACAAAAUAAGAGUAAUCCCUUACUUUGCCUUUUCAAGGGAGCGUAUUUAAAUUACAGACAAAAUAAGAGUAAUCCCUUACUUUGCCUUUUCAAGGGAGCGUAUUUAAAUUACAGACAAAAUAAGAGUAAUCCCUUACUUUGCCUUUUCAAGGGAAAGUAUUUAAAUUACAGACAAAAUAAGAGUAAUCCCUUACUUUGCCUUUUCAAGGGAACGUAUUUAAAUUACAGACAAAAUAAGAGUAAUCCCUUACUUUGCCUUUUCAAGGGAUAGUAAUUAAAUUACAGACAAAAUAAGAGUAAUCCCUUACUUUGCCUUUUCAAGGGAACGUAUUUAAAUUAUAGACAAAAUAAGAGUAAUCCCUUACUUUGCCUUUUCAAGGGAAAGUAUUUAAAUUACAGACAAAAUAAGAGUAAUCCCUUACUUUGCCUUUUCAAGGGAAAGUAUUUAAAUUACAGACAAAAUAAGAGUAAUCCCUUACUUUGCCUUUUCAAGGGAAAGUAUUUAAAUUACAGACAAAAUAAGAGUAAUCCCUUACUUUGCCUUUUCAAGGGAAAGUAAUUAAAUUAUAGACAAAAUAAGAGUAAUCCCUUACUUUGCCUUUUCAAGGGAAAGUAAUUAAAUUACAGACAAAAUAAGAGUAAUCCCUUACUUUACUUUUUCAAGGGAGAGUAAUUAAAUUACUUAGUAACUAGUAACACCCAACACUGGUAAACACCCCGACCAACUCUUUCCACUCCUCCUCUCUCUUUGCUGUGUUCUCAUCCAGUUUCUCUCUGACCGACCGACCGCACACACGCAUGCGUACACAUUCACCAUCAGCAUUUACUUUACAGACAGAAAUACUCGUGUCACGUGUUACGCCGUGUUUUUUGAGGAUUUGGUGAGACUGAAUCUUUACUCAGUAGACUGUCAGGUUACACUCUUGAAACAGACACAGCUAAAGAACCUCCGUGUGCCUCCACCCCAAAGCCUUAGUUUGAGAUGGUGUCAGCGUUACGAUGUUACGGUUCAUAGAAACAUGAAGCCCGAUGCGUUUGCUGUCGUUGAAGUCCGCUGUCAGACUGAACGCUUGGGAUUUAGAAAUGAUUAAAUAAAAAAUGUUUGAGUCUGACUGUGGAUCCGAACAACAAACAGGCAAUGAGAAGCUUCUGGACUGAGGUGCCUUUAUUCUGUAUGUUUAGCAGCAGUUUUGCUUUACCGUUAUGACAUUUAAUGGCAGUGUAGAUUGUUGGGUUCAUAAGACAUGCAGAAUUGAGAUAUGAGAAGAGUGACCUCAGAUAGAACAUGUUUCUAUCACAGCUGAAUUGUGUUCUCAGUAACAGGAGUAUUUUGGGAUGAGCUGGUGUACGAUCGCCGUUGACGGUCCUCGUCUGUUUUUAUCACUACCGUACAGUUUCUUCUGCUCAUCUGUGUUUACUCAGGAACCACGUUGGCGCUCUCAACACCAGGAGACCCAGAACCUUCAGAGAACUGUAGAACAGAUUUCAAAGAUUAGUUCAUCCAAAAACACAGAUCAUCUUUCUUCAUUUCCUCUCACCCUGCAUCAGUUUAUAAAUCAUAAAAGCGUUGAAGAGUCUCUUCAGUUUGGAAACAUCUCAUGCUGCGAAUUCACUUCGCAGUUUCUUUCAUUCAAAGCUCGAAACACCGAUGUAGAGUUUCAUUGUUGAACUGUCAGGCCGCGGAUGUGAUUUGGUCUGUACGGUUGUUCACGUGUUUCUACCCCGUUGCAUUAGUGUUGAUGUCUCUCUCCCCUUGAAUGUUCCUUACUCAUUUGUUUUCUGCAUUCUAUGUAGUCGAUGAGAUGUUUUAAGAAAAAUCACCAAUAAACAGCUGUACAUACUGAUGCAUAACCUGUGACUCCGACUGAAUCAAACAUCGGAUGGAUUUUGUAUUUGAAGAGGUUUCAUGUAAGAAUUGAACUCUGUAUCAUCGGCGACAGCAUCUCUUCAAGCAAAAACAAAAUGCACUUAGAAAACAUGUAAAAAAAUCCCUUAGACCAAUAAACACACACAUAGAUCCAAACCUAGGUUGUCAUAAACUCAUGCAUGAAAGGGUUAAAACUAAUUUAGUUUAGUUUAUGGGUUUUAAACAGGUUUGAGUAGUUUAAUGGAUAUGGUGGGUUGGUUCAGGUGAUCUAAUACUAAAAUACAAUAAUCUGUGAAGGAUAGAACAAAGUCAUGUGGGUAAAUAUGCUCUGACUGGCAACGUGAAAUAAAAAAGGUAAUUCAGAAAGAAGAAAACAAUGAAUGGCAGGGGAUAAAGGAUAUGGAUAACAAAGGAAGGUGCAUGGUUUUAUAAAAACACAAUGAAUUUUUAAUUGAAAGAGCCAAUGUCGUCUUUUAGGCAGAUUCAUAACAUCUGCACUUUCAAGGUUUUAGCUGUUUUCUUACACAUCAGAACUGUAUUCUUUGGUUUUACUCAUUUGGGCUUUUGGUAUUUAUGUGAUUUAUGUUAUUUCCCCCACUUUAAAUUAUUACACUUCAAGAUAGCCUUUGUUUUUGUGAUUUUUUUAAGCAAAAUAUAAAAACGAUAAUGCAGAUUUAUAUUCACAUACUUCUUUACUCAUAUUUAGCCUACAAAAAGUGGCAAUAAUUCUGAACAGGCGGAGAGACGAAAUGGUAAGUGGGAAAGUUCUUGUGUUACAAACAAAACCUGCUCCACAGUUUCUAAGUAUGAUAUACUUUACGUUGUAAAAGUUGAGUUUUAAGAGUAAAUUGGUAAGUGUUGAGGUUAUUUAGGGUCAAAUGGAUGCACACAUGUAUUAAGCACUUUUAACAUAUUUACAAUUACAGUGCAAUACUUGGAUCUUGACUGUGUGGGGAACUGGUAAAGAAUGGACCGAAUUUUGACAAAAAACGAUGCAUAAUAUCUGACACACACAUGAACACUGUACAGUUAGUUUUGUGGCUAUAAAUCAUUCCCUUUAAAUGCUUUUGACACGCUCGUGUGUAAACACAUUAAGACAAUUUAUAAUAUAAUAUAAAAUAAAACAAAACAGUAUACAAUAUUCGUUAAUGUUCCUGUAUAGGAGCUUGUUCUGUUGACAGACAGAGGCUUCAAAUCCGCAAAACUGUGCGAACGGAUUGCGAAAGCGUGGGCACAGAUGAUGAAUUUGUGGGUACAGAUUUCAAAAACUGAAGGGACGGUUUACAAAACCGAAAGCACGGAUUGUAAACUCGUGGGUACAGUUUAUUAAUCCGAGAGCACGGUUUUGUAAACUGUGGGAACGGUUUUAGAAUCUGUGAGUACGGAUUUGUAAACUGAGGGAACGAAUUACGAAACUGUGGCCACGGAUUUGGGGGAAAUGUUUUUUUUUUUCUCCGAGGGAUGACCAGACAGGCUCCGUAGAUAACAAAACCUAGUGUAAAAAGGAAAGAACCAUCCGAUAUUCCUGACUGAUGGAGGUCUGGGACAUGACUGUGGUUCCGCUCCAGUCCAGCAGGCGGCGCAAACGCAGCGCGUGCCACAGAAAACGGCACGUGAAGAUAAAGCAGCUGCUGCGCUCACUUUUAACAACAGUGUGUUCGUUUUGUAAUUUAUGUGAUUCGUAUUUAUUUCUCGCUUGCUGUAACUUGCGUUUUGUUGACUUCUUGUUGUUUUAUAUAAAUGAGUGACAUUAUUUUAUAAGAAGAAGUUUAAUUGAUCAAAGCUCCUCAUAUUGAAAUUGAGUUUUGCGGUGUGUGAACAUAAUUUUGAUGUUGUGUUCAGAUGUCCAUAAUGAUGGUGCAGGUGGAUGUGAUGUGCUGUAAAUCAGUAGGAACUGAUCUGUCUAUGCUGGAUAUUGAUGAUUUGAUGACAGAAAUAUGUCAGCUGAAGAAAGAGGUGAAGUUACUGGAGACAAAACUCAGAGAGAGAGACCAACUCAACAGAAAGGAUGUAUGUGGUGUUUCUCUCUGUGAUCAAACAUCUCCAGAUCUUCUGCUUUCUGUCUGUAAUGAAGAGCAGAAGACAUCAGUGAAGCAGCUGGACUGUGAGAUGGAGCUGAAAACACAAAUCAAAGAAGAACAGACAGAUGAAGAUGAUGUGAUUUAUUUAGACCCCAUGAAUGUGAAGGAGGAACGUUCAGAACGCAACCAGAAUGAAAUUAAGGAGGAAAAUCAUUUGGUGAUUGGAGAAGAAUCUCUGAGCUGCUUGAUGACUGAGAAGAGUUCUGCAGCAGAAACUUCUCAAAGAACAGCGCACAUGGAUUCUGUCACAUGCUCUCAGUGUGGGAAGAUCUUCACUCGUAAAUCCGACCUUCACAGGCACAUCAGGAUUCACACUGGAGAACGGCCGUACACGUGUGAGCGGUGUGGAAAUGCUUUCGUUCGUAAAUGCCACCUUAAAAGGCACAUGAGAAUUCACACCGGAGAAAAACCUCACAGAUGUGAGCAUUGUGGAAAUACUUUCAUUCGUAAAUGCCACCUCAAAGUGCAUAUGAGAAUUCACACGAGAGAAAAACCUUACGGGUGCUCUCGGUGUGGAAAGACCUUCACCCAGAAGUCCGACCUUAAUAAACACACCAGAAUUCACACGGGAGAAAAACCUUACACAUGCGGUCAGUGUGGACAGAGUUUUGCGAGGUCAAACAUUCUGAAAGAGCAUCUUCUCUGUCAUUAAUUGCUGCAAAUGACCUGACAAGAAUCGUCUUGUGAUGAAAAAAAGACAGGAAGUGUUGCAAAGUUCAUCCACAUGAAAACAGACUCCCAGACUCUGUUCAAGAUCUCAAAGAUCUAAUUUGCUUAAAUGUUUAAAAUAAUAAAGUUUGUCCUGGUUUGACAAAAAAUAUUCAGAGAAGGUUUAUGCAAAAAUUCGGCAAAAACCUUUUGCAAGAAUGUUAAUUCAACAACUUUAUUUGAUCAAAGUGCUGUGCAAGCAGAUGCAGGUAAAUAAGAGAUUGUAAAGUUGAAGUGUCUGUGUUUUAUGAUGAGAGUGUUUGAGCUCAAUCCUGUCAUACACAUCGAGACAUUUCGAGGAUAUGCCAAAGUUUGACAAGAUGCAAAGAGUUGAGUAUUACUGAGUUUCGUUUGAAGCAUUCCAAAGCAAGUGAACUAGAUUUUCAUAAGCAGAGCUGUUUGUUAAUUGAAUGUUUUCUCUAAGGCUCUUUCCCGCUAUUGAGAUGUUUAAAUGUCAUUUUUAACGGUCAGACAGGAAAGCCGCCGCUUGCAACUGUUUUAAAUUCAUUUAGUACACGGCUUGUCGGAAUGCUUGAUUCUGAUUGGACAUUCACAACGUUUGCAGGUUCGUUAUUCCCAGAUAACAACCUCUCAAAACUAAUAACAUUUUGAUCAAGUUUUUUUACUAAUUAAAUAUAUAUAUUAAUAACAUAUAUGACAUUUUAUUUACAAAUGAUUAAACCAAAUUGCCUGUUCGUGACAUUUGAAUGUCGUUUCUUACCUUAAAAACAAAAGUAAAUGGCUUUUCCUCGCGGAAGGUCUGCAUUCAAUAAAAAUGAGCUAAUCAAAUAUUUCAAAAUCACAUUUCAUGUCCAGUUUUUUCUCAUGUGGCAAGUAGCCGGCUGUUAUUUGAAACAAUUAUAGUAAUCCGCUUCGCGCGUCGGGUCGUGAUCACACUGUCGGGGAUUGUUUCUGUGAUAACUGGCUGCCUGUACAUUAUCCCUUACAUAAUGUUGUUUUCAACAUUUGUACAGAAUUAUUAUAAUUUCUUUACUCCGUGUUUAAGACUUUAUCAUAGACGUUGUUACAUAUCUGUCAAAACCUAUCAACUUUAAUAUGAUUUUUACUCACCGAAUGUAAAAAUCGCUUAAAAUUGUCCACUUCAAUUUUUUAAACGUUACAUCAUGUAAACUACAUAAUAUGACGAGAACAAACGAGUUGGCUCAAAUAAAAUGGCAAAGCAUGACAAAUACCUAAACCUGUAUUCGUAUUUAUUUAUUGUUUCACGACACCAUGCUUUCUAUGCAUUCACGAAUCCUAAUCAUUUCAGUUCGUUCACCAAAAUGAUUUGUUCAUAUGUUAAAUACUUACGCC